This is a messenger RNA of Linum trigynum, 1117 nucleotides long. NCBI's taxonomy places the organism in Eukaryota, Viridiplantae, Streptophyta, Magnoliopsida, Malpighiales, Linaceae. The record is from the annotation of a GenBank genome assembly.
CAACCCUCACACUACCGGCAGACCACCAUCGCCAAUGCCAAACCACCAUCGUCAGAGCCAACUACCAGAAGACCACAACGUCGGAACCAACCAUUGUCAGACCAUCUCUCCCCAAAAGGAUCCUGCCCGACGCCGGAGGGCGUACCCCGCCCGACCCAGGAGGGCGUACCCCGUCCGACAGAGACGGGCGGACCGCGCAGCUCCCUCAAAACUCCAACGUCGGACUGCUCCUGCCCCCUCGAAAUCCAGCUUCAGACUAGCUUCCGUCGUCGAUCAAAAAUUGUCAUUGAUGCUGGACUUCCUUCACAACAACAGUUACGGAUCGAGAGCGGGACUCGUGGUCGAUUUCCCAAUUGAUGCCGAGAAAAAAGUGCAAGGGGAAUCGUGGCCAGGAUUUUGGCAAGCAAAAUGUGGAAUUAAGUAAAUUGUAAAUGAAAUUAAACAUGGGUUAUGAAAUUAGACGUGUUAAUUAAGGGAACUUUUUAUGGUUGUUAAUUUAAAAGUUAUAAAUUUACCAUAAAAAACCUCCUCUAUUUAAUAUUCUACCAAAAAUAUAUCAACGAGAAAAUCAAUCUUACCUUAUAAAACUCCCUUUAAUUUGCUUAAUUAUCAUAUUUAUAAAUAUUUAAAACAAUAUAACUUUUAAUCACCGACGACCCAUCUGACGAGGGAGAUCGGACCCCGUCCAACCCGGAGAUCGGACUCCGUUCGACGUCGACGGGCGGACCCCGUCCAAACUCCAACGUCGGACCGAGGGUCUCUAUCCAUCUCCUUCCGAGGUCUUGCUCCCAUGGUGAUUCCCUCGCGGCAGCCGCCACGCAAAAACAAGAAGAUUGAGAGUCGGGAAGCGGAAGAAGAUGGUGAAGGUUAAUCGUUGCCAGAAAUUGAUGGGAAAAAAGAGGAAGGCGAGGGCGAUUGUCGCCGGGAUUUGAGGAACAGAAAAGAGGAAGGUGAGGUGCGGCAGGUUUGUUUCUCCACAGAGGCGGCAGCAAAACCCGGCCAAUGGUUCCGGCGACAGGUUGGGCAUUUUAGUUAGAUUUCUAAAGUGUCGAAGGGCAAAAUUGACCAUUUUUACAAAACGAUGGCAGCAAAAAGUAAAUACAGGGACGGAAAAAAU